Brassica rapa (field mustard) is the source of this 10186-nucleotide messenger RNA. RefSeq lists its product as uncharacterized. Gene Ontology annotation, cellular component: Shu complex. The record is from RefSeq and is a predicted model, not a curated record. Gene Ontology annotation, molecular function: single-stranded DNA binding. Gene Ontology annotation, biological process: double-strand break repair via homologous recombination. NCBI's taxonomy places the organism in Eukaryota, Viridiplantae, Streptophyta, Magnoliopsida, Brassicales, Brassicaceae.
UUUAGUCUAGUGGAUAAAAUGUCUCUUUUAAACUGUAUCAAUGCACGAGUUUAAAUCCCAUAAUGAGCAUAUUUUAAAAAAAAGAUUAAUCCAAAACGAUGUCAUUUUAUUUUUUAAUAGUUGACUAACUUCUAUUACAGUCAAUGUAGAUUUAGGCACAUUUUAAAUAAUUUCUAUAAUAUUUUUGAAUUAUAAUUGAGUUGAAAUCAUAUUUAAUAUUGAUUAUUUGCCAAGUCGUAUUUGGCACAACCAAAAUUGUUUGGAUCGAAAAAACCCUUUUCCCGUAUUAACUUGUAUUGGGUUUGGGCUAGAAAGAAAACUGGUGACUGGAGUUUAGCCUUAUACUAGUAUCAUCUUUCGUGCUCAGCACAAGCAUUCAAUAUGAAAAAAAUAAAAUGAAUAUAAAAUAUUGACUUUUUUUUCGAAACAGUUAAAAGUUAUACGAUAUGAAAAUUCUGGGAAAGCAUCUCCACUAAAACAUUGACAUUAACUUUGUAUACAAUUGAUGUCGACAUUUAUUGUAACUUUACAUUCUUAUCAUGCAUAUUUUUUCUUAUUACUCGUUUUUUCUUUCAUUAUUUCGAGAGGUAUAUUUGUUUCUAAAUUUUUAUUUAUGAGUAAAUCUACAAAAUUUGGUAAGAAAAAUAAAAAUAAAAAGUAUAUAUUCACCCAAAAGUAAACAUAAAUAAUAUCUCUAGAAUAUUAUAAAACAUAUUUUAAAAUAAGAAAAACCAACUUGAGGUUUGUUUUGAUCUAUAGGAUUUCGAGGAUCUGAGCAUGUCUCAUAUUCCUCGAAGUAGGAAUGGUCGGCGACUCGGCGUGGAUGUCCCCUUGGUCUAGUAGUUUGACUAAGUGUUCAUUAAUGCUUCUACAGCAGGAGGUUUGGGUUUCGAUCUCAAGAGAAGACAUAAUUAUGAAAAUUAAUGAAGAAAAGACCGUAGAAUCGUCUAUAAUAUUUCUCAUAGUUUGUAAUACCACAAUUGUCCAGCGUUAAAAAUAGAAUGGUCAGACGGAUGGAGGUGCUCCUCGGAGAAUCGACUCGUCUAACCACCACUUGAUCUAGUGUAGAUGGACAGUUGAAGAAAAAAAAGAUCUAUAGAGUAAACAUAAGUCCUCGUUCCUACAACUAUUUCUCUAGUUCUAUUUUUUGCCUUCUAGUUUUCACCGCACUUUUUUUUUUUUGCUUAUUGGCUUUGUAAAUAUGUUUUAAAGUGAGCUUCUUACUUUCAUUCCUUGAUAUCACCACCACAGCAAAUAAACAUUUCCUAGCAAAUCGAGAAAUAGUUUAGUCUCUUUAAAAAUGAUAUUAAUCAAAUGUAUUUCUAAUAAAUAUUAUGUAAGUAGGCUAAAGGUAAAUAUUCAUGAAAAAAAUCAACAUGUUGUAAAUUACAGUGAAUAUUGAAAGGUUUGGGAGUAUUUAGUCUCACUAACCUCGAUUUAAUCUUCAACUGUCAACUUUGCACUAAGCUUCUCUAUAAAAAAAAUUGUGUUUUUUUUCUUAAACAUUGCAAAAAACUUUUCUUUACAAAUAUCUUCAUAAGCCAUAUCGAUCUGUUUGGUUAGAAAUUAAAAUUUCACCACUCUUUCACAAGGAGUCAAGGGGCCAUUGCAAAGAAAUUAGAAAAUUACAUUGAAUGAAUAUAUAGAUGAAUUUAUAGCAUCGUGAGUCAACCCUCCUGUAUAGGAAUAGUAACUGUUUUAAAACUAUGUGAUCAUGGUAGUGUCAGAAAUAUUAGGGAUUUAUCUAAAUUUUUAUUUUAUAGAGGUAAAGAAAUAGAAAUCAGUUAUUAAUCCAUUUAGAUGUUUAUUUCUGCAUUGGAUUUUUCUUUAAAUCGUUAAACAUAUCCACAUGUUAGGAUUUUAUUCGCCAUGCAACUUGCUUUUUAAUAUAUAAAUAUAAGGAAUUGGGGUCUCGAGCUUCUACAGGGAAUGAAACAAUGUUUUCAAAGUGGAAGAAAUCGCCAAAAGACUACAUUAAAUACAGUUACGAUGAGGAUGGUCAGCCAAAGUACUUUAACAAGAGAAGAAUAGAGUUUUAGGGAUUCAGCAGGUAUGUACCAAGGAGCAUAUCAAGAUUCUUAUGGAACACUUAGUAGGAUAGUGUCGAAGCAGAUUUACAAGUAUUAAAACUUGCACAAUCAAACUUAUUCACUAAAAAAAGAAAGAGUCUUUAUAGUACCAUAAAAAUAAACAUUUACAUUAUCGCCAAAUUCGAACAAAAUUUUGGCAACAUGAUAAAGCCUAGAGUUCAUGCAUGCCAUGAUCAAAGGCAUUUUUCAUUCUCUAUCCAUCCACUACAAUCCCAAAUCAACAAUUGCUAGAAACCCUAAUUUCGAGCAAUUUUGUAACAAUAAAUCAACAAUAUUGAACCAUGAGGUCAGAUCCAUCACAACAAAAGAGAUCUAAUCUCGAUAUAGCGUUACCAUAGCUCACUUUCUGAAACAACAACUCCCCUUUUGAUUGUCGUUGCCACAUUUUCUUCUUUGUCGAUCAAAUUAAAAAUCGAGUAAAUCGUCAGAUGAAAGGAACAAGGAUAUAUAACACGGCAACAAAAUCAAGAAAAUUGUCUUUGGUGGUAGAUGAAUCGAUCAAAAAAAAAAUUAUCUGGAAAUUUUGAAAAUUUUCUUAACCAAAGGGAAAUGAUAACAGUUGGAGGAUCCCAAAAUAUUAAAGAGACACUUGUUUUUCCUUACCAGAGAAGGAGUUUGGGAGAAGUCAGGAUAAAAUUAUUGUUUACUGAAACAUCAAUUAACUAGAAUAAUUGGUUUACUGUUCAUCAAAUAAUAGUUAACCUUUUAACCAAAAACAAAAUCAGAUUUCGACCCCAUUUCAACCCAAAAUUAUAAAAAUAUCAUAUCAAAAAUCAUAAAACCAUCAUUAAAACAUUUACUAUCAUCAGAGUUCAAACAAAUCGGAUGAAAAGACACAACAAAUUUACAAAAUUUAUCAGCCAAUUAGACCAUGCAUUUCUAAUUAUUGCAAAUUAUAAUCACACAAAAGUCAACGAAAGGCACAAACCCAUAUUUUAUAUAUGCAUUGAUGUUAUCAGUUAGAAAACAAUCAUCGAUGACAACAUAUGCAACUAAUGGAACAAACAUAUGCAAUAUAAUGGAUUUACUCUUGUAAUUUCACCAACCAAAUAUAUUUGAGUUGAAUUGGGGACAUGUCUAUGUAUGAGAAGAUCGAUGAUCAUCAUGUUUUGGUAGUUCUAUGAUAGUAGAUCUGGCGGUGUAAGUAACUAAAAUGGAAUCCAUCACUAUUAUUUCAGAUACCUCUAGUAAAUUAUAGAUGCUAUAUACAUCACAUAUGUAUUAUUUAUGGUGGAAUUAUUGAUUCUAAAAGUGACUUAAAAAAGGUGACUUAAGAUAAAUUUAGAUGGCAAAGAGAAAGAAGAAUAAACAAAGAAGGGUUUGAGAGAAGAAAAUGAUAAACCCCCAUUGUUCUUUGAGAAAGACAAACCAAUAUCGAGAGAAGAAGAUGACACACCAACACUUUUGCAAAUUGCUAUGUUAAUGUAGUAAUACUAACAUAACACACAAACGUACAUGUAUAAAAUCAGGGAAGAUAAACAUACUUAGAAGUUUAUUUCGGAAUAAAACAGAAUGUGGUCUUUGAAUUUUUUGCAAAUUUGAUGCUGUAAGAGUCUUCUGAGUGUAAAAUAGAUUGUUACCCCUCUUUGCACAGAUUUAAUAUUUAUUAUAUUAAACCACUAUAAUAUAAAGAGAUCCAUGUAUUUUAAUAUAAAAAAUAAAUUUCAUUGAUCAUAAAACAUAGUUAAAAAAGUAUAAGUCUACUAACAAAAGCAUAUACAAAAAUAAACUAAUAAAAACAACGAUGACAACAACAACAAUAGAAACAAAAAACACAAGAAAAUAAUUAAAUGAAAAACUAACUUUCACUAACACGAACCACUUCAGCGGACGACAUCUCAUUGAUCAAUUCUAUCUCACCUGUUCCUACUUGGACUAAAUUAGCAUUGAGAAGUAGUCUCCAAAUUUUUCAUUCAUUUUCUUAUGUAUAGAGUGUUUAGUAGAGUUUGUCUGGUUCAUCAUUGUCUUGAUAAAUUGAUUAUCCACAUGUAUUUUCUUUUAAAGAAAUAUAAGACUCUUUAAAGAUAACUAGAAUGAAUAAAACACCAUUAAAAUCAACUAUACAUUUUCAAACUUGAGUCUCUCUUUACAUAGCUUAACAAAUGCUAUUACAAUAAUUUUAACUAAACUAUUUCAUGUCUCAAAUGCAUCUUAUGGCUCAUAAAUUUUUGAUGAAAUUGUUCAACACAUAACAACAUAAGAAAACAAAAUUCUAACCAUUCAACUUCUCAUGUUUCUCAAAAAGUGUUGAUAAAAAAAAAAACCCCACUAAAGACAUCACUAUGUCUCGUUUCUACGAGAAGUAUAAGUUGUGAUAUAUAUUAAUUAAUUAAAUUUUAUACCCACAUUUUAUAGGUUUAUGAAACCUAAAUAUGAAAAUAUACAAAACAUAAACAAAGGUCUUCCAAAUAUUAAAAGUGAGGGAUUCAAUAAACAUUUCACUGAAUGUUUUAAUUUUUAAGCACUAUAGAGAUAACCUAAUAGCUUGUCCACCAAACACUGGCCAUAAAGCGUAUUUUUUCUUAGACAUCAGCUGUGUUAUCUCCAUCGAAUGUACCAAGUUACACACAAUGGAAUAUUUUAGCACUUCUAGUUGGAAAAGUUUGCCAAAACAAGUCUUUAAUUUGCUCAAUCUCGACAGUGCCUUCUAACGCGUCUCGUACAACCAAGAGCAAGCUGAGUUUUGAGUGGAUGUUAAGUUGUUUGCAAGGAACCCGAUCAGUAGCAAACAUAUGUUCCGGUAGUUCCUUGUCCCAACCUUCUUUACACGGACCACCUGCACAUAGGAACAAGCCGACAUGAGCGCCAAUAUGGUCAGGGAUCGACAACUAAAACUAUAUAACCGAGUAAAUUAUGGUCGAAAAUGAAUCUUCCAUCUUGUUGACUUGCGAUUAGCACAUAAAAUUUUCUUAACCAAUUAUCAAUGAAUACAAAUUGUAAUUGGCAGAUUGUGUCAGCGUUGUCCAUGACUCCAGUUACUGAAAAGAGAUCUCAAUAUAUGUUGAUAAACCUACACCAGCCAAUUUAAACAAUAUAAACUAUAGUGUUAACUUUAGCAAUUUUAUCGGCAUCUUGUCUGCAGUCCAAAACUAGGCAGACCCUAGGGUAAAUCCCAUAAAGCAAUGCCUUUAGGUUCCUUGAUUUAUUAAUUUGUUAGAGGCAUUAUGUACAAAGUGUUUUCUUUGGUGUAUUCAGUAAAUAAAACACUCUUAAAAUCAUUGGAUGUUUAAAAUACUGUUAAAAUCAUCUACACACUUUCAAACUUGAGUAUCUCUUUAUAUAAAUAAAUAAAUGCUAUCACAAUAAUCGUAACUAAUUUUUUUUUGUGUCAAUUUCAUCUUCUGGCUUAUUUUUUUUGAUGAAGUUGUUCAACACACAAUAACAUUUAAAAAAAAGUUCAAACCAUUCAAGUUUUCAUAUUUCUCAAAAAGUGUUGAAUAACAAAAAUCUUUAAUGACAUUAUUUAGAUCCAAUCUUUUUAAAUGUGAAGUGUAAGUUGUUAUAUUUAUUAGCUAAUUUAAAAAAAUUACCCACAUUUUGUAGGUUUAUAAAACUCAAAUAUGAUAAAACACAAAACAUAAACAAAAGUCUUCUCAAUAUCAAAAGUGAAGGAAUCAACAAACAUUUCACUGAUUGUUUUAAUUAUUAAAUACUAACUAGGGAUAACCUAAUGGGAUGUUCACCAAACAUUCACCACAGAACUUAUUUUUCCAUAGACAUCAACGGUAUUAUCUUCAUCGAAUGAAUCAGUUUGCCUGAGAUAAAACAUGUGAUUCUCGUUACAUAUAUCAAUAACUGCUAUCACAAUAACUGUAACAAAGCUAUUUCUUGUGCCAAAUGCAUAUCUUUGCUCAUAAAAUUUAAUUAAAGUUGUUGAACACACAACAUAAGAAAAAAAAUUUCAUACCAUUCAACUGCUCAUUUUCAUCAACAAAUGUUGAAAUAAAGUAAAAACAUUUGCAUCAACUAAUGUUGAAAGACAUAUUUAGAUAUCAUCAUUUUAAAUGUGAAAUGUAAUUUGUAAUACCUAUUAAUUAACAGAAUUGUUUAGCCACAUUUUAUAGGUGUAUGAAACCCAAAAGUGAACAUAUAAACAUAAAAAAACUUUCUAAUAUUAAAAAUUAAAGGACUAAACAAACUUUUCACUAAAUUUUUAAGCAACUUAUAAUAAACACAAAACUACUAAUACAUAGAAAAUAGUUUCAAGAUAAGACAAUUCCCCACAUUCUACAUGUAAAAUUUUUAAGUUAUGUUUUUCCAACUUUAAGAAGAUAUUUUAUGAUAUAAAAGUAUCCACAUGUGUAUGGGUACAGUUGUAAAAUUUAUAAUUGAAAAAAAUGAUGAAAAAGAGAAAACAAUAUGGUAGAUAACUUUUGUUUUCAAACUUACUAUGAUAGGUAAUAAUGAAAAUUUAUGAUGAUGAAAUGUUUUUGUUAGUUAUAUAACAACAAAUAUUAAUAUUAUAAAUAUGUUAUAUUGUUUAACAUGUUAUGCACACACACAUACAUAUAAAUAUUAUCUUUUGUAACUUCUUUGGUUUAAAAUGUAAGUAAUGUAAAAUAUAUUUUUCUAUUUAAUUUUUAUCAUAUUUACUUAAGUUUAAAUUAACAAUCUAUUAUUCUCUAAAAAAAUUUAUAUCACAUUUUUCUAUACGAUCUUAAUACCACAUAUGCAUAUACACAUAAAUAAAACACCAUUAAAUUUGAAAAUUGUAAUAUCUAUUAAUCCAGACUAUAUACAUAUAUUUUGUAGGCGUAUGAAACAUAAAAGUGAAAAACACAAGUAUCAUACAAAAAUACCAAUAACAUUAAAAUUCAAAGAGUCAAAUGAUCUUUCAAUUAAUCGUUUUGAAUAUUAUUACCAUAUGCGACAUAACAAGUACAUGCAAAAAAUGUUUGUAAACAAAGAAUUUCUAGUGAAAAUAGAUAAAAUUUUCAAAUAUAGUUUCUACAACAUAGAAAAUAUGAGAAAACAAAAGUCUAUUAUGCAUUGUGAUAAAAAUUAAAAAUAAAAUUUAUUGUUGUAAGAUAAAGAAUUCUUCUAAAGAUAGAAAGUUUUAAGUAAAUAAUUGUUGCCUUACAGUUUCUUACUUAACCAAACAAGAUUCAAAUGAUUGCAGUUGGAAUACUUAAACAACAAUCAUAUAAAAUAAAGUUUCAAACUCUAACUAAUUUACUAAACUUUAAUUAUCAAUCAAAGCAAGUUCCAUCUAAUUACAAACAAAUAUAUGAUGGGUGAGCAAAACAACACACCUCCUAGCAUUAACCACCGAUUAAUACAAUACAAGAAUAUAUAUAUCUUCUAUAAAAAAUAAAAAAAGAUUGGCCAAAUGAGUAAAUUUGAAAAAAAAAACUAAAUCAUAGAACAAUGAUAACUAUAACAAAAAGUCGUAAGUUAAAUAAGGAAUUAGCUUGAUCUCACCAACUUGAUUAUCUUUAGAAGUUGACCUUGCAUAUGCCAAUUUUAUCUCACAUUAUCCUUCACAACUUUAUGUAGAAUUAAGAAGUAAUCUUAAUGAUUCCCAUGCGAUUAUUUUUCAUACAGAGUAAUUCUAAUAUGUUUUUUUUUGUUUAAGAUAUUUUUGAUCAACGGAUUUUUACAUAAAUGUUCUUUAGGAUGACUAUGCGACAUUUCCUAGACAACCAUACCAGAUAUAAGAUUAUAUCCAACGGUUGACUUUAUUUUUAUCUUCAAAUUCUAGUUUCUUCAAAAUGAGAAAAAUGAAGAAACAUCUCCUCCAGUGGUUUGAUCAUUUUCUCUUUGUUAAGAAUAAAGUUUAAAUAUGUUUCAUCUCCAAUUUAUCAUUAAUUAUUAAUAACAUUUUUCAGUUUUUCAUUUUUACUAAUGUUAUCCAGUUAUUUUUCUUUAACAAUAAUCCAACACUAUUACUAUGUGCAACAUAAAUUAAUAUUACCAUAUAGUAAAAUUAUUGCAUAACAUGAAUAAACUAAUAAAUCCAUCAGAUUUUGUAAAUAAACUAUAUAUGUAUAAAAGUGAUUAAAAAACAUGCUUUAAAAUUAAAAAAAAUUUGAAAAUAAAUAUUUUCAUGUUCUUCAAUAUAUGUAAGUAUCUAACUAGAUGAAAAUAAUAGCUGAAAUUAUAAAUUAACGGGAGAAUAUAAUCAUUUAUAAUGUUUUAUAGCAAAAGAUAUGAAUAAGCAAAAAGUAAGUAUCAACUUCUGAUUUUUUUUCUUUUUUUCAAAAAGUAAAUAUACAAACAAAAUAUAUAUUUAAAUUUGAAGUAACAUUGUCCAUCACUUCAUACUGAAGUAAGAACAAAGUAACAUUAGAGGAAAAUAAUAAAAAUUUAUUGUUAUAAUAAAAAGAAAACGGUUAAGGAGAGAAAAACAAUAUAGUAGGUAAUUGUGUUUAAAAGAUCAAUAUUAUAAAAGAAAUUGAGAAGGAUAUGAAGAAAUUUUUUUGUCAAAUAUAUAAUAGCACAUAAAUAGAAAUUUUUAUGUAAUCUUUUUACUUGUUACUAAAAAAAACACACACACACAUAUAUUCUUUUAAAUUUACAAGUGUUUUACAUGUAUAAUUCUGAUGCAUGUUAUAUUUUCAUAUUUGGUUAGGUUUAAGUUAUCAAUCUAUCUACACCUAUAAAUUCAUUGUUCCUUUUAAGUAUGGGUGUUUAGUUUGCGGUUUAACUUUUUUUUGGUUUUUUUUUUUCAUUUUUCAAGAUAUAUGAUCCAUGCGGCUACUUAAGAAAUUUAUUUCAGUUUUUGCUCGUUAUUUUGUUUUUGGUAGAGUUCAAUGAUUUUGGUGUUUUAAGAUAAAAUUUUGAGUAUAACUUGUUUUUAGAUAAAAUAUCGGGUAAUUGAGAUAAUUUAAAUAUUCCAAAUAAGAAAUAUUCGGGGGUUUUAGAUAAUUCGAUUAUAAAUAGUGUUUUAUAGUAUUUAGUUGUUUCAAAACCAACUGAAACUAAUAUUUUAGGUAUAUAAAAAUAUUCUAAAAUUUUAGGUAUUUACACAGUUCUAAGUUUGGUUUCUAUUCGGUUUUGGCUCUCAGGUUGGUUUCAAUUCGAUUUUGGUUUUUAAGAUAUAGAAAGACAUGAAUCAUUCAUAUAUCUGUGAAUAUUGAUUAGGUUUGAGUCUUUUGACUUUUUUUUUUUUUUAUUAUUUUAGUUCGGUUUUCGAUUUAAGUGCCCACGACAUGACUAGUUCGUUCCUUCAAUUUAUAUUAUCCAUUAACCAAACCGAAGUUUUUUUAGUUGGAUUUAGUUCGGCAAACCGAUAUCAAACACCCGGUUUUCUUUCUGAAGCAAAUGACGGAGAGAUUCUUCCCGACGAAACCAAGCUCCGGCGGCGCCGGGAAUCACCGGCGAGGUAACCUCACUCUCCUCUCCGGCCCGAUUUCCUCAGGCAAAACCUCUCUGCUAUUCCAAUUCGCACUCAACAUAGCGAGCGCUUCUCAAACCAACCACGUCGUCUUCAUCUGCCACCGCAAAAGAAUCGAAUCCAACCCUCCCUUCCUCUCUCAGGGGAUCGACCCUUCCUCCUCCGAUGCAUUCAAUCGAAUACAAAUGAAGUAUGUGGAUGAUGAUGAAGGACUUAGGAACUACUUUGCCGCGUUUCAUCUCCAUCUUGAUCUCCCUCCUGCUGCACUUGUAAUCGAUGACUUUGGUGACUACUUCACCAACUCGAAGGGGAGUAGUUUAAUGAACUCACGUGCUAGAGACAUGGCCAUGGUGCGCACUCUUGCUCUAUGCCACAAUGCUAUUGCUCAUGCCAACAAGAAAGCUGCUUGCGAGCUUGUGUUAUCCGAGACCAGUUCUGGAGACUCCCCCAGGUCUUUGUUCAUCUACAAACGAUGGAUCCCAUCCAUCUUUACAAUUAAAGGUCAUGGUGAUGGGUCGUUUCUCUUGACAAGUAAUGGUUCAUCCCAGAAAAGCGCCAAGUAUUCCAUCGCGCUGCAGUAUCUCAUCUUAGAGGAGAUUGUUAAUUGAUGAAAGAGUUAGUUCUUCCUUCUUACAACCAAGUAUAUGUCAAAGAAGAAAACAGUAUGGUUUUCCUUAUAACAAGUGUGUGUUGUGACAUAUUUGCCAUAUUUAUAGUUCUUAUAACUUUUUUUUUUAAAUUAAAAACUAUUGGGGAUUAA